AUGAAGUGGGAAAGGAUGGGAGAGAAGAUUGCCGACCAGAUCGGCCGCGACUUUAGCCCUGGCCCUAAACUAUACAACUGGGUCACGGAAGCCGGCUUUCGCAACGUCACCCACAAGCACUAUAAGAUCCCGAUCGGGCCCUGGCCCAAAGAUCCCCACUACAAAGACCUCGGGAUGCUCAACCUGAUGCAGCUGAUGGAUGGUCUCGAGGCGUUCACACUGAGGCCGUUCUGUGGGGUCUUGGGGUGGACGACUGAGGAGGUCCAGGUGCUGCUUGCGCAGGUCCGCAAGGAGCUGAAGUCGGGCGACUUCCACGCUCACCUGAACUACCACGUCGUUUAUGGUCAGAAGGUUGAAAGCGAGAAGGAGGAAUAG
This is a messenger RNA of Colletotrichum graminicola M1.001, 375 nucleotides long. RefSeq lists its product as uncharacterized. The transcript has a single exon. Bases 1 to 375 code for a protein of 124 amino acids. Lineage: Eukaryota; Fungi; Ascomycota; Sordariomycetes; Glomerellales; Glomerellaceae. The record is from RefSeq and is a predicted model, not a curated record.